Molecule: messenger RNA, 588 nt
Organism: Auanema sp. JU1783
Lineage: Eukaryota; Metazoa; Nematoda; Chromadorea; Rhabditida; Rhabditidae
Source: the annotation of a GenBank genome assembly
AUGGUGUCCUGCCGUCCAAUCGUUCUCUCUGGCCCAUCUGGUGGUGGAAAAUCUACUAUUCUUACUCGUGCCAUGAAGGAAUAUCCAAACAGCUUUGCUUUUUCUGUUUCUCAUACCACCAGAAAUCCUAGAGAUGGAGAGAAAGAUGGCACUCAUUACCAUUUCACAACUAGAGAUAAUAUUGAGAAAAUGAUUUCGAAUGGAGAUUUUCUCGAACACGCAACCUUCGGUGGUAAUACAUAUGGGACCAGCAAGCGAGCAGUCGCCGACAUUGAAAAAACUGGAAAAAUCUGUGUUUUGGAUAUCGAGUUACAAGGUGUGAAAGCUAUCAAGAACUCGCAUUUGAAUGCCCUCUAUAUUCUUAUCAGAGCUCCAACCAUUAAAGCAUUGGAGGAACGUUUACGAGCUAGAAAUACUGAGACAGAAGAAUCACUCGCCAAACGAUUAAAACACGCUCAAGAAGACUUGGAUGCCGUUGCAAACGACCCAGCUCUUUUCCACCGAGUAAUAAUCAAUGAUGAUCUCGACUUGGCAUAUAAUCAAUUCAUCGAAGCAAUUAAAGAGGAAUUGGCAAAAACAACACAAUAA